Molecule: messenger RNA, 1386 nt
Organism: Mangifera indica (mango)
Lineage: Eukaryota; Viridiplantae; Streptophyta; Magnoliopsida; Sapindales; Anacardiaceae
Product: defective in cullin neddylation protein AAR3-like
Exons: 9
Coding region: 201-1145 (314 amino acids)
Biological process (GO): positive regulation of ubiquitin-protein transferase activity; protein neddylation
Cellular component (GO): ubiquitin ligase complex
Molecular function (GO): ubiquitin conjugating enzyme binding; cullin family protein binding; ubiquitin-like protein binding
Source: RefSeq, a predicted model, not a curated record
AAAAUCCAGUCCAAUUAAACCGGUUUCGCCCCAAGUAAAGUACCACGGAAGUGCUGUGUCCCUUGAUCUCUCUAUUUCAUUUCAACUCUUUGUGAGUACAAAUUACAAAAAUCUCAAGUUCGAUUAAUUGUUUAUGAUAAAGUUGGUUAACAGAAAGAGUUGAAGUGACCCUUUCUUGGUGGAGCUCUUUUUUAGAAUCCAUGGAUUCAAUUUCGGUCGGUAGCGGGUUCAAUAUCUUGGAGAUUUACCGACGAUAUUGUGACAUUAAAUCCCAAACUGUGAAUGUUUAUGGAGACAAAGGUUAUAGACAAGAUGAAGAGUUUCUAAAAGCUAAUUUUUCGAGGGAGGCAUUGUCUGAACUUUUGAACUUGGUUGAGUCAGCUGUACAUACGGGGAUUUCGGUUUUUGAAGAGCUUUACAAGCUCAUGUCACAGUUGAACUUGAUGGCAGAUUUUUCUGAAUUCACACGUUUUUAUGAUUUUGUUUUCUUCAUGUGCCGUGAGAACGGUCAAAAGAAUAUCACUGUAAGUAGAGCAGUUACCGCCUGGAGGUUAGUUUUAGCUGGCAGGUUUCGCUUGCUUAAUCAAUGGUGUGACUUUGUUGAGAAAAAUCAGCGACACAACAUUUCUGAGGAUACGUGGCAGCAAGUUUUAGCAUUCAGUCAUUGUGUACAUGAAAAUCUGGAAGGUUAUGAUCCUGAAGGUGCUUGGCCUGUUCUAAUAGAUGACUUUGUGGAGCAUAUGUACAGAGUAUCGGGAUCUAAUGAAAGUCCAAACUUGUUCUGUAGCUGUGGUGUUUCGGAGUCCCAGUCAUAUGCAUAUGAGGACCCUCUUCCUGGCUUGAAGAAUUGUCCUGGUUUGAAGAGGAAGUCUUCUGGCCUUCAAAAAGAUGAAAUGGACUCAUCAGAGGAUCACUUCCCUGACUUGACAGACCUAAAUCACAUGUUAACUCCCAAGAGAAGCAGGUUGGUUGCUCAGAGACCUCUGGACGAGGAAGGUAAUCCUCCAGAAAGUGCUGGCGAUGACAGCAUGGAAAUAAUUAAACAUAGUAGUCCAUUUGGUUCCUCCAAGUCUCCUUGUGCCGUUGAAGGCUGCCUAUCCAAGGGCUUCGCAGGGCUGUUUUCAACUUUCCUUUCUGCAAUUUGAUUGGGAAAGGAAGGAGACUGUCAAACGCUUAGAGCUCCACGCAAAGUAUUUCAGUAAAUCUUCCCUUCAUAUUCGUGUUGUGUUUGCAUAUACCCACAUUUUUUCACUUGUUCCCUGGGAUGGUUUCACAUCCUUUUUGUUUUUUUCUUUUGACAUUUGUGGGUGUCUGUUAUUGAUGUCCAUGAUCUAUGGUGAUUGGUAAAAUCAAUAAAAGAAUUACUAGCUGUGGUUGUUUCUUAAA